AUGAGCGGAGCCGCCAACUUCCGGAGCUGCGGCUCGGUGCUGGUCACCGGGGCCGGCCGCGGGCUCGGCCUGCAGAUAGUCCAGACGCUGGCCAGCGGAGGAUUUGCACCCGGGAGGAUUAUAGCCACGGCCAGAGACCCCGGAGCCGCGGAGACCCUCCAAGAGCUGGCAAAGAAACAUCCCAACGUCCACAUAGUUCCUCUGGACGUAGUGAGUCAGGAGAGCAUAGAGCAGUGUGCAGAGGAGGUGGGCCGGCUGGUGGGGGAGGACGGCCUGAACUGCCUCAUCAACAACGCAGGGAUCAACCUGGUGGCCGACUUCCACUCCGUCACCGCGGAGAAGAUGAUGGAAAACUUCCACACCAACGCCGUCGCCCCCCUGAUGAUCACCAAGGCCUUCCUGCCUCUGCUGAAGCGAGCUGCGUCCAGAGGAGGGGCCAUGGGCAUCCGCCGGGCGGCUGUGGUCAACAUGACCUCCCUGCUGGGCUCUGUGGAGCUGAACUGGGGCGAGCGGGCCAACAACUUCAAGUGGUACCCCUACAGGACAUCUAAGAGCGCCCUGAACAUGGUGAGCCGCUGUAUGGCCGUCGACCUGGAGCCAGAUGGGAUUCUCUGUAUGGCCAUUCACCCCGGCUGGGUCCGCACCGACAUGGGGGGGUCUGAGGCUCCGUUGAGUCCUGAGGAGAGUAUUUCCUCCGUCUUAUCUGUGAUUGGUGGGCUGACUGAAAAGGAUCACGGCUCAUUUCUGAACUUUACUGGAGAACAGUUGCCAUGGUGAUCUGCCCAUCGGCUCGGUCCAUUAUUAUGAUGACGUUUAAAACGUGCUCAUCAGCUUUAAAAAAUGCGAGUGUUACAAAUAUUCAGGAGCAAUAGUUUUCCGUUGUUGUAAAGAAGCAGCUUUAAUGUUUAAAGUGAAAUAGUGUUGAAGGACUUUAUGCAGCAACUCAACUUAGGUUUAAUACGAUUACUCUCUGCUAGUUCAAACCUAAAAGAGGCGAUUUAAAAGGUAUGAAAAGACUCUGGAAGUAAACAUUCAGCCUUUAAAGGAAAAACACUCUGGAAAUGUUUCUGUUUGAGCUUUUGUGGCGUCUUUCACCAACAAAGCGAUCCAACAUCUAAUUUAUGCACUUUUUAUGACGAUUGUCAUUUUUUGAGGGAUUUUGUCCAGAUUGUUUUUUAAACCAAUUUUAAGAGAUGUUAAACGUGCAUUUGUUCUAAAACAGCUGUCUCAACUUUCAGUGCAUAUUCGAAUAAAAAUAACGUUUUUGUUGUCUUCUGCUGAGCAGUUGAUUAAAAGACAAUAGUAUAAAUGCUGUUAAAUAAAUUUGCUGUUGGUCUCAGUGCUAAAUGAGCUACUUUGUUCCAGAAUAACUGUGUUCCUGUUAUGUUUAUUACUUCAGUAUGUAGAAGCUCUGCAUCCUAAAUUAUAUUUGAACACAAAAAUAAAAUUGUUAUUGUUAUCAAUGCAACAGUUCUUGCCAACCUUC
Molecule: messenger RNA, 1486 nt
Organism: Menidia menidia (Atlantic silverside)
Lineage: Eukaryota; Metazoa; Chordata; Actinopteri; Atheriniformes; Atherinopsidae
Source: the annotation of a GenBank genome assembly